AUGGAUUCCUCACGCUCCUCAGUGGCAUCGGAUGAAACUGGCGGCAGUCAGGAUAAUCUGCAAUCUGACAACAUGCCCCAGCUGAAAACACUCAUCUCAUACCUGGUGGCCGCUAAACGAUCGCUUUCCUCUAUCAAUCAUGUGUGGCGGGCCAACGAAAUUGUUACUGCAGCUCGCGUUGCCCUCGAGGAAAGCGUGACUAUUUCAUCCAGAACUGGUUUUCUGCGUCGAGGUCUGAAUAGUCAGCUUCGGCUUCUUUAUAAUGUUCGGACAGAAGUAGAGCACAUCUCGCAUCGGGGACGGCAGGACUUUGCCGAUGCUCUCAAGAGCCUCGAUGCCGCUGAUGCUCAACUGAAAUCCACACUCGGAACGUUAAAAAGCACCAUUGUCCACGCAUCAUUCCGUGCCGAGGAGCAAGAGCCCAAAUCGCUGCGUGAUUUUGUUGAUGAGCGUGGUGUAGAGAAGCUCCACACCGCUAUGAAGCAGUCAAUUGAUCGGACCAACGGGGCCCGAGUUGAGCUUGACACCUCAAAUAAGCGAUUUGAUGACGAGCUUCAGUCGAUCAAACAGGCUCUGCGGAACUAUCGGUCAGCUACUCGGUUAGCCUCGUCCCGAGCAUCAGCUUCAUCAUCUACCUCAUCGAAUUCUGACUCGGGUCUUCUCGCUCUCUCAAACAUGCCCAGCCUGCUUCAAUCGCUCGAAGCCCACGCACAGGAGAUGGCGGUUCUGCUCGAGGCUCUCGUUCGACAUUUCGACCUCUGUGUUACUGCGGUGAAACACACGGAGGGUGGCGGGGCAGCAGCUCGAUCCAUUACCCAAGACGUGCCUGCUCAAGUGCAAGGCACCAGCGAUGCCAUGCCGCACAUUGGUGAGGAGAUUCACGCGAACUUAAAUGCUCCUUUAGAUCCUAUGACAGACGCAGAGUAUGUGGAAAUGGUGAGUGUCCUCAUGAAGGAUGCUCUUGAAGCUGAGGAUGUCGUCGCGGAGAUCCAAGAUCGCAUUCUGGAGAUGGAAUCAAUUCAUGAGCGAAUCAGCGCCCAACGCGGCGCGCUCGAAGCUGUCUCCAACGCCACUCUGGAAAUUCAUCAACAUCUCUCUACCUUGGCCAUAACGCGUCUCCCGCAGUACAUAUCGCAAGCACACAACUUCACCAAUGUGUGGAACGAAGAGCACGAUCGGAUCAAAUCUGGUCUGACAGAACUUUCGAACCUUCAUUCACUAUAUGAAGGAUUCCUCGACGCAUAUGACAGUCUGAUACUCGAAGUACAUCGCCGCAGCCAAAUUCGCUCGCGGGUGGAGAAGGUGCUGCGUGACACGAGAAAUAAACUGAAUCACCUGUAUGAAGAAGAUGUUGCGGCUCGAGAAGCGUUUCGUGUUGAGCAAGGAGACUUCCUUCCUUCCGACAUCUGGCCUGGCAUCACUCACGCACCCAUGCAGGUUCAAUUCUUGCGCCUCGCAGGUGGACAGCUUGAGCGUGUCCUUGAAAACGCCCAGGAUGGAGAGCCAAGCGACAGUACUCCCAGUGCGGCCAAAAGUAUCAAUACUGGCUUUGGCGAGGGAGAAAUUAUACCAAGCUUACCCAAAGACGUUGUGGAACAAGCUUACCUGAACCUCAAGGAGCGCACCAAGGCCUUCGAAUAG
Penicillium diatomitis is the source of this 1641-nucleotide messenger RNA. Its product is annotated as autophagy-related protein 17. The record is from RefSeq and is a predicted model, not a curated record. Gene Ontology annotation, biological process: activation of protein kinase activity; autophagosome assembly; piecemeal microautophagy of the nucleus. The transcript has a single exon. Gene Ontology annotation, cellular component: Atg1/ULK1 kinase complex; phagophore assembly site. Gene Ontology annotation, molecular function: protein kinase activator activity; molecular adaptor activity. The coding region runs from base 1 to 1641 and encodes 546 amino acids. NCBI's taxonomy places the organism in Eukaryota, Fungi, Ascomycota, Eurotiomycetes, Eurotiales, Aspergillaceae.